AUUUAAAUAUAGUUUUUUUUUUUUGACACGUAGUUUCUUUAAAAUUGUUGAGAAAGUUUGUUUAAAUAUGUUGACGGAUAAGGGAGGGCCAACGAGGCAAGCAAAACAACAAACCCGGGUUCUGGAAACAACCAAACCAGUAAGUAAGUAGCAGCAGCUGAAAAGCACAGUGAAUAUUGAUUGGGUGAUGAGAUGCAGAAACUGAAGUAUCUAACCGAUGUUGAAUGGAAGAAGAAACAUGACAUUGACAUGCAUAUACCAAUUUACCCAUUUACAUUCACUCACUCAUCAUAAUCAUAAUCAUAACCAUAUUCCCCUUAUUAAUUCCACCUUCUCUACUCACCCCAACCACAAACCUCUCUUCCAAUUCUUCUCCGGUAUUCUGAGGCCUACAAUUCGAUCAUUUUCAACCAAAAUAACCGCUUCCUGCAAAACCAUGGCCAGUUUCGAUUCCGACUCCGUCACUUACCUCAAACAGCAAGAAGCCGCUGAGAUUGAUGAAACUCUCAUGGGUCCUCUUGGCUUUAGCGUCGACCAGCUCAUGGAAUUGGCUGGUUUGAGCGUCGCUACUUCCAUAUAUGAGGUUUAUAAACCCGGUGACUAUAGUCGUGUUCUUAUUGUAUGUGGUCCUGGUAACAAUGGUGGCGAUGGUCUGGUGGCUGCCCGACACCUGCAUCACUUUGGUUACAAGCCAUUGGUCUGCUACCCAAAACGUACCCCCAAGCCUCUCUAUGCUGGGUUAGUUACUCAGCUUGAAGCGUUGUCAAUCCCUUUCUUGUCGGUGGAAGAUCUACCUCCAGAUUUCACCAACGACUUUGACAUUCUAGUCGAUGCCAUGUUUGGAUUCUCAUUUCAUGGUUCUCCAAGGCCUCCCUUUGAUGAUUUGAUCCAAAGACUUGUUUCUUUACGUAAUAAUCAUAAUCAAAUUGGCCAAAAAAGACCGGUUAUAGUCUCUGUAGAUAUUCCCUCUGGAUGGCAUGUUGAAGAGGGAGAUGUUGAUGGCACAGGAAUUAAACCUGAUAUGUUGAUCUCUUUGACAGCACCAAAAUUUUGUGCAAAGAAGUUUGGCGGCCCUCACCACUUUUUAGGAGGUAGAUUUGUCCCACCUGCUAUUGCUGAAAAGUAUAAGCUUAUACUUCCACCCUAUCCUGGAACAUCCAUGUGUGUCCGAAUUGGAAAGCCUCCUCAAAUUGAUAUUUCAGCUCUACGUGAGAACUAUAUCUCUCCAGAAUUUCUUGAACACCAGGUGGAGGCAGACCCCCUUAAUCAGUUUCGUAAAUGGUUUGAUGAUGCUUUGGCUGCGGGUUUGAAGGAACCAAAUGCUAUGGGCUUAUCAACUGUAGGGAAGGAUGGAAAACCCUCAUCACGGAUUGUAUUGCUAAAAGGCUUCGACAAGGAUGGAUUUGUGUGGUUCACAAACUACGAAAGUCAAAAGGGACGUGCAUUAUCUGAAAAUCCACAUGCAUCACUUCUUUUUUAUUGGGAUGGUUUAAACCGGCAGGUACGUGUGGAGGGGUAUGUUCAGAAAGUUUCUGAUGAGGAAUCAGAGCAGUAUUUCCAUAGCCGUCCAAGAGGAAGUCAGAUUGGAGCAAUAGUCAGCAAGCAGAGUACUGUAGUGCCUGGUAGGAAUGUUCUUUACGACGAGUACAAAGAGCUGGAACAAAAAUAUGCUGAUGGAAGUGUGAUCCCUAAACCUAAAAUUUGGGGAGGAUACAGGCUUACACCACAUCUUUAUGAAUUUUGGCAAGGACAGAAAUCUCGCUUGCAUGACAGGUUGCGAUAUGUUCCCCAUGAUAUCGAUGGACAAAGGCUAUGGAAGGUUGAGCGGUUGGCUCCCUGAUAAUUUUACUUAUUUUUCAAUAUCUCAACAUGUUAAAAUAAGAGAGAUGAACUUGUUUCUAUAUAUCAACAUUUUUUUCCCAAAUAUAUAUGUGUUGUGCUGUUUCUUUGGGUUCUUCAUCCUAAAUAGGCUCUCUGUGGGAUCUUCAUUUUGAGUAGAAACUUUCAGAAUGAUGAGUUUGCCCCGCCAAAAACACGUCAAAAUUGUAUAUUUGUUAUUUAAAUGAAAAGACAAAUCAAUAAUGCUGAAAGAAGAUUGAGAAAUGCAGUUCCAUUGGAAUUAUACGCAAUGCUAUAUAUGCUACUAUAUUAUAUUA
This is a messenger RNA of Trifolium pratense (red clover), 2156 nucleotides long. Its product is annotated as pyridoxine/pyridoxamine 5'-phosphate oxidase 1, chloroplastic. The record is from RefSeq and is a predicted model, not a curated record. Gene Ontology annotation, molecular function: pyridoxamine phosphate oxidase activity; FMN binding. Gene Ontology annotation, biological process: pyridoxine biosynthetic process. The coding region runs from base 218 to 1840 and encodes 540 amino acids. Lineage: Eukaryota; Viridiplantae; Streptophyta; Magnoliopsida; Fabales; Fabaceae. The transcript is spliced from 14 exons.